UGGUACAGUAAAAAUGCAAAUUUAUUAAAAACCGUUGAGGACUGUGAUAAUAAUAAUAAUAAUAAUAAUAAUAAUAAUAAUAGGGUUAACUUUAAAAUCUACACCUGGGGUAUACGCGCAUACAUUAUGGACAUGUGGCAUUUAUUGGAUUUCAUUAUGAAUUCCAUGUACAUCUCGACCAUAGCCAUGCGUACCGUGGCCUACGUUCGCGUACGGGUGUACGAUGAGCCACGAUUUGUCAGCCGCGAACAAUGGGACUCUUUCGAUCCGAUCCUCGUGUCCGAAUGUCUGUUUGCCGGGGCCAAUAUCGUGUCCACACUGAAAUUGGUCUACGUGUUCACCAUCAAUCCCCAAUUGGGUCCGCUACAAAUCUCACUCGGACGUAUGUUGAACGAUAUCUUCAAAUUUUUCUGUGUCUACGUUCUUGUGAUUGUCGCGUUCGCGUUCGGACUGAAUCAGCUGUUCUGGUUCUACGCGAACAAUCGAGCUCGCAAUUGUCGCCACCACGAAAAUUUCACAAGCAAAUCUUAUGAGCAAUUUUCUCUCCCACCGAAUUGCUUUAACCAUUUUCAACGUUCCAGCCUCUUUGAAAUCGCUCAAUCCUUGUACUGGUCCACAUACGGCCUGAUUGAUCUGACCAGUUUCAACCUGGAAUAUCCACAUGCGUUUACGGAAUUUGUUGGAAAGCUGACAUUCGGUGUGUAUUCCUAUAUCGCUUUCAUUGUCCUCCUGAACAUGUUGAUCGCGAUGAUGAACAGUUCAUACGAACAGAUUGUGGUAAGUCACGUGACUGGCUUGACAGUUAUCGAUUUCCUGCCGCACUUCCUCGCUACUCCCCGCACAAUCCCUCGGAAUGAAACGCCACAAGUGUUCUUUUGUUUUUUACUUCCAGCCGGAAGUCGAUUCAAUUCAGUCCCGAUCAGUCUUCAUAGGACAAAUUGUGGCUCUCGUCAAUACAGCUCUCAGUUCUUUGUAUUGUCAACGUGGUUUUGGUUUACAACAUCACAUUUGAAAAUGUUUUUUUUCGCUAUUACUGCGGUCCUAAUAAUCAUAUCUAGUUUCCAGUCCCAAGAUGUCUUCACGGGCUUCACGGGCAUCGGGAACACAAAGGGUUGUUUUAUCGUUUCAUCAGUGGGAAACUGGAAGCAUUCCACUGAUGUCGAUUCGCACAGUGCUCUGAUUGCCUAA
Echinostoma caproni is the source of this 1188-nucleotide messenger RNA. The record is from the annotation of a GenBank genome assembly. NCBI's taxonomy places the organism in Eukaryota, Metazoa, Platyhelminthes, Trematoda, Plagiorchiida, Echinostomatidae.